UAGCAAACCAACCUAUAAUCUUCAUCCGAAAAACCACCAUGAAUCCUGCCAAAGAGCUAUUGAAUACAUCGUUGCUUCUCUCCCUACUUGUUUUUCGAUUUUCCUUUUCCCUUGACACCAUUUCGCCGAACGAGACCGUUAAAGACGGUGACAUCCUAGUUUCGAAAGGAGAAACUUUCGCCCUUGGGUUUUUCAGCCCGGGAAACUCUGGCCGCCACUACGUCGGAAUAUGGUACAACAAAGUUCCUGAACAAACCGUUGUGUGGGUAGCAAACAGAGACAACCCUCUCAAUGAUACCUCCAGAGUCCUCUCCAUCAACAGCCAUGGAAACCUCGUCCUCAACAGCAAAAACCAAAGCACUCCUAUCUGGUCUACAAACGCUUCAGUCUCAUCCACGAACAAUUCUAUGGCGGCUCAGCUCUUAGAUUCUGGAAAUCUUGUUUUGGUUCUACGAGACAGCCAAAGGGUUACAUGGCAAAGCUUCGACUAUCCCACGAAUACUCUAUUUGGGUUCAUGAAACUUGGGCUGGACGCCGGGUUCAACUGGCACCUAACAUCUUGGAAGUCCGAAGAUGACCCGGCAACCGGCAACUGCUCAUUAGAGAUUGACCCAACUGGGUACCCACAAUUGUUCUUAAACAAGGGUGGAUCUCCAUUGUGGCGGGGCGGACCUUGGACCGGCCAAAGAUGGAGCGGUAUACCUGAAAUGACUCAGCAUUUUAUUUUCAAAGAUAGUUUUGUGAAUAAUCAAGAUGAGGUCACGUUUGUGUCUGCUGAAACUGAUAGUAGAAUUUUCACUAGGCUGGUGAUGAACGAACCAGGAGUCGCUGCUCGGUCCACGUGGCACGAGAGUAGAUGGGUCGUGUUUUGGUAUGUUCCGAAAGAGUUGUGUGAUAGGUAUGGAGAGUGCGGUCCAAAUGGUUACUGCGACCCAUACAAUAAUCCCACCAAGUUCCAGUGCACAUGCUUACCCGGGUUUGAACCCAAUUCGACCAGUGAAUGGUACUUGAGAGACGGGUCGGGCGGGUGCGUGAGGAGUCAAGGAGUAUCCGCGUGCCACAGUGGAGAAGGGUUUGUGAAGCUGCCACGUGUGAAAGUGCCGGAUACUUCUAUAGCACGUGUGAACAUGAGUUUGAGUUUGAAGGAAUGUGAGCAGGAGUGCUUGAGGAACUGUUCUUGUACGGCUUACACCAGUGCAAAUGAGACAAGGGGUGGGAUUGGGUGCUUGUCAUGGCAUGGGGUCUUGGUGGACAUCAGAACGUUUGCCAAUGGGGGACAAGAUUUGUUUGUACGUGUAGAUGCUGCUACAUUAGCUCAAUAUUCAAAGAAAAAUGGCCUUAUUCGGAACAAGAGGAUGCUGGCAGUUCUUGUGGUUUCUGUUGCUAUAACGUUGCUUCUUUUAGUCUCCAUUGUGUAUUGGCUGGUAAUGAGGAAGAAAACAGAAAGCAGGGAAGGCAAAAAUCUGUUUAGUGUUACCUCAACUUCAACAUACCUUCAUGAAAGCAGGGAGUUUAAUGAGAGUACAAGAAAUUUAGAUUUGCCAUUCUUUGAUCUAAAUAUCAUAGUUGCAGCCACAAAUAAUUUCUCUGUUGCUAACAAGCUUGGAGAAGGUGGUUUUGGCCCAGUUUAUAAGGGUCUCUUAGAUAAUCAGAAGGAAAUUGCAGUAAAAAGACUAUCAAGGUAUUCCGGACAAGGAGUAGAAGAAUUCAAAAAUGAAGUUAGAAUAAUUGCUAAACUCCAACAUAGGAACCUUGUGAAGAUUCUAGGUUAUUGCGUUCAAGGAGAAGAAAAGAUGUUAAUCUAUGAGUACUUGCCAAACAAAAGCCUCAACUUUUUCAUAUUUGACGAAACAAAAAGGUCCUUGUUACAUUGGAGAAAACGCUUCGAGAUUAUUUGUGGGGUUGCUCGAGGGCUCUUAUAUCUUCAUCAAGACUCAAGAUUAAGAAUUGUCCACAGAGACUUAAAGGCCAGCAAUAUUCUACUUGACAAUGCAAUGAACCCAAAAAUUGCAGAUUUCGGUAUGGCUAGAAUCGUUGGACAGGACCAAAAUGAAGCAAAUACAAAUCGCAUCGUUGGAACAUUUGGAUAUAUGUCACCAGAGUAUGCAAUGCAAAGGCUAUUUUCAGUGAAGUCUGAUGUAUAUAGCUUUGGGGUUUUGAUGCUAGAGCUCAUUACUGGCAAAAAGAACAGUGCUUAUUAUCAUGAUGGUCCCUCCUCAAACUUGAUUGGGCAUGUAUGGGACUUAUGGAGAGAAGAUAAAGCCAUGGAAAUAGUUGAUUCAUCACUAGGUGAGGAAUAUGCUAAUGAAGUUUCGAGAUGUAUUCAAAUUGGUCUUUUAUGCGUGCAAGAACAUGCAAUAGAUAGACCGACCAUGUCAGCAGUUGUUUUUAUGUUGGGUAAUGACACACAUCUUUCUUAUCCAAAACAACCUACAUUUAUUCUGAAGGGCACUUAUAACAGUAAAGAUAGAUCAAUUAGUGAAGGUACUUGUUCUGUAAAUGAAGUAUCAAUUACCAUGAUUAAUGCUCUCUUCAUCAGAAAAACCCCCAUGAAUCCUGCCAAAGAGCUAUUGAAUACAUCGUUGCUUCUCUCCCUACUUGUUUUCCGAUUUUGCAUUUCCCUUGACACCAUUUCGCCGAAUGAGACCGUUAAAGACGGUGACAUCCUAGUUUCGAAAGGAGAAACUUUCGCCCUUGGGUUUUUCAGCCCUGGAAACUCUAGCCGCCGCUACGUAGGAAUAUGGUAUAACAAAGUUCCUGAAAAAACCGUUGUGUGGGUAGCAAACAGAGACAACCCUCUCAAUGAUACCUCUGGAGUCCUCUCCAUCAACAGCCAUGGAAACCUCGUCCUCAACAGCAAAAACCGAAGCACUCCUAUCUGGUCUACAAACGCUUCAGUCUCAUUCACGAACAAUUCUAUGGCGGCUCAGCUCUUAGAUUCUGGAAAUCUUGUUUUGGUUCUACGAGACAGCCAAAGGGUUACAUGGCAGAGCUUUGACUAUCCGACGAAUACUCUGCUCGCGUCCAUGAAAUUUGGGCUGGACCGGCGAACCGGAUUAAACCGGCACCUAACAUCUUGGAAGUCUGAAGAUGACCCGGCAUCCGGCAACUGCUCAUUUGAGAUUGACCCAACUGGGUACCCACAAUUGUUCUUAAACAAGGGUGGAUCUCCAUUGUGGCGGGGCGGACCUUGGACCGGCCAAAGAUGGACCGGUAUACCUGAAAUGAAUAUUCAGCAUUUUAUUAUCAACGUUAGUUAUGUGGAUAAUCAAGAUGAGGUCACGUAUCUGUAUACUUUAACCGACCCAAGAAUUUUCACUAGACUGGUGAUGAACGAACCAGGAGUCGCUUCUCAGUCCACGUGGCACGAGAGUAGAUGGGUCAUGUUUUGGUAUACUCCGAAAGAGUUGUGUGAUACGUAUGGAGCGUGCGGUCCAAAUGGUUACUGCGACCCAUACAAUCCCACCAAGUUCCAGUGCACAUGCUUACCCGGAUUUGAACCCAAUUCGACCAGUGAAUGGUACUUGAGAGACGGGUCGGGCGGAUGCGGGAGGAGUCAAGGAGUAUCCGCGUGCCACAGUGGAGAAGGGUUUGUGAAGCUGCGACAUGUGAAGUUGCCGGAUACUUCACAUGCACGUGUGGACAUGAGUUUGAGUUUGAAGGAAUGUGAGCAGGAGUGCUUGAGGAACUGCUCUUGUACGGCUUACACCAGUGCAGAUGAGACAAGGGGUGGGAUCGGGUGCUUGUCAUGGCACGGGGACUUGGUGGACAUUAGAACGUUUGCCAAUGCGGGACAAGAUUUGUUUGUACGUGUGGAUGCAGCUGCAUUAGCUCAAUAUUCAAAGAAAAAUGGCCUUAUUCGGAACAAGAGGGUGCUGGCAGUUCUUGUGGUUUCUGUUGCUGUAACGUUGCUUCUUUUAGUCUCCAUUGUGUAUUGGCUGGUAAUGAGGAAGAAAACAGAAAGCAGGGAAAUCAAAAAUCUGUUUAGUAUUACCUCAACUUCAACAUACCUUCAUGAAAGCAGGGAGUUUAAUGAGAGUAGAAGAAAUUCAGAUUUGCCAUUCUUUGAUCUAAAUAUCAUAGUUGCAGCCACAGAUAAUUUCUCUGUUGCUAACAAGCUUGGAGAAGGUGGUUUUGGCCCAGUUUAUAAGGGUCUCUUAGAUAAUCAGAAGGAAAUUGCAGUAAAAAGACUAUCAAGGUAUUCGGGACAAGGAGUAGAAGAAUUCAAAAAUGAAGUUGGAAUAAUUGCUAAACUCCAACACAGGAACCUUGUGAGGAUUCUAGGUUAUUACGUUCAAGGAGAAGAGAAGAUGUUAAUCUAUGAGUACUUGCCAAACAAAAGCCUGGACUUUUUCAUUUUUGACAAAACAAAAAGGUCAUUGUUAGAUUGGGGAAAACGCUUCGAGAUUAUUUGUGGGGUUGCUCGAGGGCUUUUAUAUCUUCAUCAAGACUCAAGAUUAAGAAUUAUCCACAGAGACUUAAAGGCCAGCAAUAUUCUACUUGACAAUGCAAUGAAUCCAAAAAUUGCUGAUUUCGGUAUGGCUAAAAUUGUUGGAGGGGACCAAAGUGAAGCAAAUACAAAUCGCGUCGUUGGAACAUAUGGAUAUAUGUCACCGGAGUAUGCAAUGCAAGGGCUAUUUUCAGUGAAGUCUGAUGUAUAUAGCUUUGGGGUUUUGAUGCUAGAGCUCAUUACUGGCAAAAAGAACAGUGCUUAUUAUCAUGAUGGUCCAUCCUCAAACUUGAUUGGACUUGUAAGAACAUGGGCAAAGGGUUUAUCAAAUCAGCCUGCUAUUUUUUUUUAAACCUAAUAUAUAUGAUGAAUAUGUUGUUUGUAGGUUUGGGACCUAUGGAGAGAAGAUAAAGCCAUGGAAAUAGUUGAUUCAUCACUGGGUGACCAAUAUGCUAAAGAAGUUUUGAGAUGUAUUCAAAUUGGUCUUUUGUGCGUGCAAGAACAUGCAAUAGAUAGACCGACCAUGUCAGCAGUUGUUUUUAUGUUGGGUAAUGACACACAUCUUUCUUAUCCAAAACAACCUGCAUUUAUUCUGAAGAGCACUUACAACAGUAAAGAUAGAUCAAUUAGUGAAGGUGUUUGUUCUGUAAAUGAAGUAACAAUUACUAUGAUUAAUGCUCGCUAACCACAUGUUGU
Messenger RNA from Alnus glutinosa, 5146 nucleotides. Its product is annotated as G-type lectin S-receptor-like serine/threonine-protein kinase RKS1. The coding region runs from base 39 to 4802 and encodes 1587 amino acids. The transcript has 13 exons. The record is from RefSeq and is a predicted model, not a curated record. Gene Ontology annotation, biological process: protein phosphorylation; recognition of pollen. Gene Ontology annotation, molecular function: ATP binding; protein kinase activity. Lineage: Eukaryota; Viridiplantae; Streptophyta; Magnoliopsida; Fagales; Betulaceae.